Molecule: messenger RNA, 2564 nt
Organism: Camelina sativa (false flax)
Lineage: Eukaryota; Viridiplantae; Streptophyta; Magnoliopsida; Brassicales; Brassicaceae
Gene: PAL2
Product: phenylalanine ammonia-lyase 2
Biological process (GO): L-phenylalanine catabolic process
Cellular component (GO): cytoplasm
Molecular function (GO): ammonia-lyase activity
Source: RefSeq, a predicted model, not a curated record
UCUUCUUCCUCAGAAUAACCAAAACCCCACCAACAACAACAAUUCAAAACCUCUCUCUCUCUCUCUCUCUAACUCCCAAACAAACAAACUCAAGAGAUCUGAAUAAUCUUGAUCAUCCCAUUCACUAAACACACAACUUUUUCAAAACCAAAUGGAUCAGAUCGAAGCAAUGUUGUGCAACGGAGGAGAGAAGACAGCCAAACCAGCCGUGAUGACAAAGACGGUGUCGGAUCCGUUGAAUUGGGGUUUAGCCGCUGAGCAAAUGAAAGGAAGCCAUCUUGACGAAGUCAAGAAGAUGGUUGAAGAGUACCGUAGACCAGUUGUUAAUCUUGGAGGAGAAACACUAACGAUCGGACAAGUUGCUGCCAUCUCCACCGUAGGCGGCGAUGUUAAGGUUGAGUUAGCUGAGUCUUCAAGAGCCGGUGUGAAAGCUAGCAGCGAUUGGGUUAUGGAGAGUAUGAACAAAGGCACUGACAGUUACGGUGUCACCACUGGCUUUGGUGCUACUUCUCACCGCAGAACCAAAAACGGCACCGCCCUACAAACUGAACUCAUUAGAUUUUUGAACGCCGGAAUAUUCGGAAACACGAAGGAGACAAGUCACACGCUGCCGGAGUCCGCCACAAGAGCCGCCAUGCUCGUAAGAGUCAACACUCUACUCCAAGGAUACUCAGGGAUCAGAUUCGAGAUCCUCGAAGCGAUCACGAGUCUCCUCAAUCACAACAUCUCUCCUUCGCUUCCCCUCCGUGGAACCAUAACCGCUUCCGGCGAUCUCGUUCCUCUCUCCUACAUCGCCGGACUCCUCACGGGACGUCCCAACUCCAAAGCCACCGGUCCUAACGGCGAAUCCUUAACCGCGAAAGAAGCUUUCGAGAAAGCCGGGAUCAGUACCGGAUUCUUCGAUCUGCAGCCUAAGGAAGGGUUAGCUCUAGUUAACGGCACGGCGGUUGGAUCUGGCAUGGCGUCGAUGGUUCUAUUCGAAGCGAAUGUUCAAGCGGUGUUAGCUGAGGUUUUGUCGGCGAUCUUCGCGGAGGUGAUGAGCGGGAAGCCUGAGUUCACCGAUCACCUGACUCACCGUUUGAAACAUCACCCUGGACAAAUCGAAGCGGCGGCGAUAAUGGAACACAUCCUCGACGGAAGCUCAUACAUGAAAUUAGCUCAAAAGCUUCACGAGAUGGAUCCGUUACAAAAACCUAAACAAGAUCGUUACGCUCUUCGUACAUCUCCUCAAUGGUUAGGUCCUCAAAUCGAAGUGAUCCGUUACGCGACGAAAUCGAUCGAGCGUGAGAUCAACUCAGUCAACGAUAACCCGUUGAUCGAUGUUUCGAGGAACAAGGCGAUUCACGGUGGUAACUUCCAAGGAACACCGAUCGGAGUAUCUAUGGAUAACACGAGAUUGGCCAUUGCUGCGAUUGGGAAGCUUAUGUUUGCUCAGUUCUCUGAGCUUGUUAACGAUUUCUACAACAAUGGACUUCCUUCGAAUCUAACAGCUUCGAGUAAUCCAAGUUUGGAUUAUGGUUUCAAAGGAGCUGAGAUUGCUAUGGCUUCUUACUGUUCUGAGCUUCAGUACUUGGCUAAUCCAGUCACAAGCCAUGUUCAAUCAGCUGAACAACAUAACCAAGAUGUCAACUCUCUUGGAUUGAUCUCUUCACGUAAAACAUCUGAAGCUGUUGACAUUCUCAAGCUUAUGUCAACAACGUUCCUUGUUGGGAUAUGUCAAGCUGUGGAUUUGAGACAUUUGGAAGAGAAUUUGAGACAAACUGUGAAGAACACGGUUUCUCAAGUGGCUAAGAAAGUGUUAACCACUGGUGUCAAUGGUGAGCUUCAUCCAUCGCGGUUCUGCGAGAAAGACUUGCUUAAGGUUGUUGAUCGUGAACAAGUGUUCACAUACGUGGAUGAUCCAUGUAGCGCUACGUACCCGUUGAUGCAGAAGCUAAGACAAGUCAUUGUUGAUCACGCUUUAUCUAACGGUGAGACAGAGAAGAAUGCAGGGACUUCAAUCUUUCAAAAGAUUGGAGCUUUUGAAGAGGAGCUUAAGGCUGUGCUCCCAAAGGAAGUGGAAGCGACUAGAGCGGCUUACGGUAAUGGAACUGCUGCGAUUCCGAACCGGAUUACGGAGUGUAGGUCGUAUCCGUUGUAUAGGUUCGUGAGGGAAGAGCUCGGUACGAAGUUGUUGACCGGAGAAAAGGUUGUGUCUCCAGGAGAGGAGUUUGAUAAGGUUUUCACUGCAAUGUGUGAAGGUAAACUGAUUGAUCCGUUGAUGGAUUGUCUCAAGGAAUGGAACGGAGCUCCGAUUCCGAUUUGCUAAGAGAGCAUUCCUCUGUUCUGUUCUGUUCUGUUUUCAAUUGUUCUGUUUCGAUUUAAAUUUUUGUUGUUCUUUUACUGUUUUAAGUUUGAAUUGAGUUUUUGAUUGUAAUGUGAAUGAAUGGUUUCACUCUGUAUGAUAUAUAUGAUAUAAAACUUACGUGUAAAACUAGUUGUUAACUUGUUACUUUCAUGUUGCCAUUUGAGGAUUCGGACACAGUUGACAAAAGAGAGUGAUCAAGAAAAGAAGACUUGUGAUG